Ricinus communis (castor bean) is the source of this 771-nucleotide messenger RNA. RefSeq names its product auxin-induced in root cultures protein 12. Lineage: Eukaryota; Viridiplantae; Streptophyta; Magnoliopsida; Malpighiales; Euphorbiaceae. The record is from RefSeq and is a predicted model, not a curated record.
UCUUAAAUAGCAAUGGCUUCUGUUAAGUUCCAAACUCUAUGCGUAACCUUUUUAUUAUCUUCAGCUCUAUUAAUCGCUCCUUCUGUUUCCUUAACUUGCACUAAGCAGAAAUUCAGAAGCAACAAAGUCUACAAAAAUUGCACUGAUCUUCCUGUUCUAGAUUCCUUCCUACACUAAACCUACAAUCCCACCAAUUCUUCGCUUUCCAUCGCGUUCAUCGCGCCCCCUGCCAAACCAGAAGGAUGGGUUGCGUGGGCGAUCAACCCAACAUCGAAAGCCAUGAUAGAGUCACAGGCUUUGGUAGCACUCAAAUCAAAUGAUUCGUUGAUUGUCAAGACUAACAAUAUUAUUAGCUAUGCUUCACUUCAGGAAUCCAAGCUGUCGUUCGAUGUUUGGGACGUGAGUGCUGAGUCUUAUGAAGGAAAAAUGGUGAUAUUCGCGACGGUGAGAGUGCCCGAGAUGGCUGAAAGGUUGAACCAGGUUUGGCAGGUUGGCUCAGCUGUAAGUGGUUGCAUUCCUGACAGGCAUGAUAUGGCUGAUGCUAACAAUUCUGAGGGAGUAUUGGAGCUUGUGGCUUCUAGUGGUUCUGCCCCUGUUCCUGUUCCUGCUCCAGAACAAUCCAUUGACAAUUCUGGGAUUUCUAGAAUUGUGAAGUGGAAUAUGGGUUCAAUUGUGGGGCUAUUUGUUUUAAUUGGUUGUUUUUUACAGCAUUUUGGGAAUCUUGUUGCUUGAUUUGUUUAUUAUGUCUAUUUACUUCAUCAUUGCUUCAUU